AUGAGCAACAAGAGCGGCGGCGUGCUGUUGCAAUGCGCGGAGGCGACGGCAGCGGAUUGGGGCUGCUGCUUCCUCUCCCUCUCCGUGCCACCACCUCCACCUGCUGCGCCCUGUGAUGCAGAUAGCAAUGGUGGAUUCAACCUGGCAUGGACCCUCCACCAGUCCUUCCACCCACCCGCUGGUCUCUUUGCCAGCGUCGGCCACAAGGUGGGGGUGGGCCUCUCGGCCUCCUCCUCCGGCGCCACAUCGUCGGGAAAACCCCCAGACCCGUACAGAAAAUACGUUUCACCGCAGGCCGUCGAAACAUCCCUGCCGGUGCCGGGUGACGGAGUGGGGUUCUGGGGGAAGGGGAAGAAGAAAGCGGUGAAGAUCAAGAUAAAGGUUGGGAAUUCCCACCUCAAGAGGCUCAUCAGCGGGGGGAUUGCAGGUGCAGUGUCAAGGACAGUUGUCGCGCCUUUGGAGACGAUUAGGACACAUCUGAUGGUCGGCAGUAAUGGGAAUUCAUCCACGGAGGUGUUUGAGUCCAUCAUGAAGAAUGAAGGAUGGACUGGAUUGUUCCGCGGCAACUUUGUUAAUGUCAUUCGAGUCGCCCCGAGCAAAGCAAUCGAGCUUUUGCCUUUGAUACAGCUAAGAAGUUCCUAA
This is a messenger RNA of Triticum turgidum subsp. durum (durum wheat), 642 nucleotides long. The record is from the annotation of a GenBank genome assembly. Lineage: Eukaryota; Viridiplantae; Streptophyta; Magnoliopsida; Poales; Poaceae.